AGUCCGCUCCUAUUGGUCGCCUGUGAAACAUCUGUAUUCAGUUCCAGCGGCUCGUGUCUCCGGCCAGAAAGCUGCGUCUGACUUGGAUAGAGAUUAUUCUGUCAUCACGCGGCGCUUCGCUGCGGGAUUUACAGCGUUUCAACUCGUAAAAGAUGUAGUUUGUUUCCAAACACACAGCUGUGGGUCGUACCGGAUGUUUGAGCCGUUUUUAAUCCACGUUCCUCUGACGCGGAGGGGAAACUUAUGGGACACCGGAGGAAGCCGAAUGAAUGAGUGAAGAUUACGCAGCUCCGUGAUUGUAUUUCAGGAGCUCACGAGCAGCUUGUCCAUUUUUUCUCUAGUGUUUCUCCCCCUUUCAGCCCGACUGAAGCCCUUCCCACUCGUGUCUGAAUCUUCCCCGCCUUCUGUGUGUCAGGAGCCGCUGGAUCUGCCGGCUCUCCUGCAUUCAGCUCCAGGUAUACAGAUGCCCCUUUUGUAAGCAGACACAAAGGAACUCGCUUCACUGUUUACCUAUUUUUUCCUGUUCCUAAGGUGACCGCCCCCACCGACGUUAUAUUCCACCUUUUCCAUUCUGUGUGGCACCAGGGGAACAAGCUCGGAUAUUCGGCUGCUUCAAACGCCUCAUAAACGGACUAUUGAUAAGUUUCCAAUCAGAUUGAUUGCCUUUGUGUCAGCGGAUGAGGGGGGGACAUGCGCUGACAGCCUGGCCGCGAUCUCCAAGCCUCUUUUAAAUGACACAACGAGGAAUGUUGUGAUUUCUCUCCCGUGACACAAGGAAGCUUAUCAGGAUCCCCGGCAGCUGUCUCUGCCUGCCUGCCGCUUCCAUGCAAAGCCUUUGCACGGUAAAGAUGCAGUUUCGGACUGUGCUGGACGUGAAAGUCGUGGACGUGGAGAAGAGGCGCAGUCCGUCCAAACACUACGUGUAUCUUAUCAAUGUCACCUACUCUGACAACACCUCCCACAUCAUCUACAGAAGAUACAGCAAAUUCUUCGACCUACAGAUGCAGAUACUUGACAAGUUCCCAAUCGAGGGAGGGCAAAAAGACCCAAAGAAGAGGAUCAUCCCAUUCCUCCCAGGCAAAAUCCUGUUCCGGAGGAGUCAUGUGCGAGAUGUGGCCAUGAAGCGGCUGCGUUUCAUCGAUGACUACUGCAGGGCUCUGGUGCGACUCCCCCCUCAGAUCUCUCAAAGCGAGGAGGUACUGCGCUUCUUCGAGACGAAGGCUGAAGACAUCAACCCCCCAGUUGAGGACUAUGGCUCCAAGCGCAAGUCGGGGAUUGACAGCUCGGAGCCCAUGGUGCUGGAGCAGUACGUGGCCGUGGCCAACUAUGAGAGGCAGGAGAACUCGGAGAUCAGCCUCAAGGCUGGCGAGACGGUGGAUGUUAUUGAGAAGAGUGAAAGUGGUUGGUGGUUUGUCAGUACCGCAGAGCAGCAGGGCUGGGUUCCAGCCACAUACCUGGAUUCACAGAACGGAACCCGAGAUGAUUUGGAUCUGGGCACUUCCAGGACUGGAGAAGUUACUAAGAGGCGAAAGGCCCAUCUGAAGAGGCUGGACCGCCGCUGGACCCUCGGUGGUAUGGUUAACCGGCAGCAAAGCAGAGAGGAGAAAUAUGUGACAACACAGCCGUACACCAGUCAGGGGAAAGAUGAGGUGAGCUUUGAGAAAGGGGUCACCGUGGAGGUAAUCCAAAAGAACCUGGAGGGCUGGUGGUACAUCAGAUACUUAGGAAAAGAGGGAUGGGCCCCGGCCUCCUAUUUGAAGAAAAUAAAAGAUGACUUCUCACCCCGCAAGAAGACCCUGACCGGCCCAGUGGAGAUCAUCGGCAACAUCAUGGAGAUCAGCAACCUGCUGCAGAAGAAGUCGGUGAGUGAGAAGGACAUCCAGACAGACGGAGAGGGCAGCAGCACACCAGAGCGCCACAUCUCCAAGAGCGAGAUAAGCCUGCCCAUGCCCUACAACUCUGAAAUCAACGCCGAGACGGGCAGGAGGCUGAGCGCGGGCCGUGACACCAAUAGCCCGUGUCUGGGAAUUGCAGCGAGCUCCGCUCUGAAUGAAAGUAAAGGAAGAGGAGAGCAAGGGUCUCCAGCAGUUGCAAGAGUGGCACCACACAGAGUAGAAAUUGGAUCUCCGAACCUGAGGCAAAAACCUCCCCCGAGAAGAGAAACUAACUUGGGUUUCCAGUUACCCAAACCACCAGAGCCCCCUGCUGUGGAAGCAGAGUAUUACACCAUAGCUGAUUUCCAGUCCAACAUCUCUGAUGGCAUCAGCUUCCGUGGAGGACAAAAGGCUGAUGUAAUAGAGAAGAACCCAGGUGGUUGGUGGUAUGUGCAGAUUGGAGAGAUGGAAGGAUGGGCCCCCUGCUCAUACAUUGACAAACGCAAGAAGCCUAACCUCAGCCGACGGAGCAGCACCCUUACCCGACCAAAGGUCCCACCCCCAGCUCCUCCCGUCAAAAAGCAAGACCCCGAGGAGACUCCCAUUCCUCCUAAUUCUGCCCCCAAAGCCCCAGAGCAGCCUGGUAGGUCUGUGUAUGAGGAACCUGAAUACGACGUUCCUGCAGUUGGCUGUGAAGGUGAGUCUGACAACGAUUUCUUGAAGAAUGAGCGUUCUCAAGAUGUGAAGACCAGCACUGUGGUCAGUGACAAGUACCACAGCUCCCCAACAUCCAGCAAAGCUUCGCCUCCUGUCUGCAAAGCCUCUCCUGUUUUCUCUCAUCGAAGAACCUCCUUCAGGUCUGUAGAGGAGGUUGCUAAAGAAGAAUGCAUCUACGAGAAUGAUGGUUUCAGGCCCAGCAGUGGCAUUGAGGGAACUGUACAUAAAGUUUCCAGUGAGCCCAACACCCCAAGGAGCUACCAUUCCUCCACGGUCCCACGAAAACCAUCUGGAUCUUCACCUCUAGCUGGUAGACCUAUGAAAACGAUGACCCCAGAGAUGAGUCGAAGAAGCCAGACCCUGGGGAGACGAGCAGAUAUCAGCCUCAGGUCUCAGGACAAUAGUCCUCACUCUUCAUCAGACGAGCUGGUCAGAGGCCCUAAGAAAAUUCCUGCCUUUAACCGAGAUGUAGAGCAGAGAAUUGGUCAGAGCCCUGCUGCCAGGCCCAAACCUUCAGUCAGACCUAAACCCCUUCUGACCAAAUCAGAGCCCCAGAGUCCUGAGAGGAUGGACAUCAGCUCUUUGAGAAGGCAGCUGAGGCCUACAAGUCAGUUUCGACAUGGCCUCAAACCUUCUCGUGGGGACGACUCUGAAACCGCCUCCGUUAUCUCUUCAGAAGACUCUAUUUGUUCCCGCAGUACCUCAGAUCUUUCCUCUGUUUAUUCCAAAGGCAGCCAUGGGGACUCAGAUGUGGAGGGUCCCACUCUCUACCGCUCCCUGGAUGUCUACAAAAAGGUCCAGGACUCAGAGAUCAGCUUUCCAGCUGGGGUGGAGGUUGAAAUUCUGGAGAAACAGGAGAGCGGUUGGUGGUACAUCCGCUGGGGCUCAGAGGAGGGUUGGGCUCCCUCAUACUAUCUGGAACCUGUCCGGCAAAUGGGUGAUGUUGGAUUGCUAGAGUCAGAAAGACAAGGUAGCGGGAAGAACAGUGGGAAUAAAUCCAACAGCCUGGAGAAGAAUGAGCAGCAAGUUUUGGCUCUGAAUAACAUCAACAUUCAGGGUCUGACUCAGCAGAAUCAAGGUUUGAGGAGAAACUCUCCACCGAUUCCAUCUAAGCCUCCUGGAGGUUUCUCAAAGCCAACUGGGAUGGUUAAUGGAGGUGUUCGGAUGAGAAAUGGGGUGCGGCAGGUUGCGGUCAGGCCUCAGUCUGUAUUUGUGACCACAACACAGCCAGCUAAGGACUCACACUACAUGACAGGGUCCUUAAGAAGAAACGAGUCACUUGGCAGAAGUGAUCACUACGGCUCUGGUUCUGCCACUCUUGGUGUCCGCCGAAAUGCCUCAUUUAGCACCGUGCGGCCACAUGUAGUUGUUGAGAGUCAGACAAGGCCUGCUGAGCGCUCCAGUCUGGGGUCCUCUAGCAGCGCAUUCAGCACGGGCAAUGUCCAAGAUGCCCUAAGCAGAGUUAACCAGCGCAAUGGCAUCCCUGUGUCUACCGUGAGGCCAAAGCCCAUAGAGAAGAACCAGCUGAUCCACAACAACCUCGGCAGGGACGUAUAUGUGUCCAUUGCUGACUAUCGGGGCGAUGAGGAGACCAUGGGUUUUACUGAGGGCACCUGUCUGGAAGUGCUCGAGAGAAACCCCAAUGGAUGGUGGUAUUGCCAGGUGCAGGACAGCCUGCUUCCCCGCAAGGGCUGGGUGCCCUCCAACUACUUAGAGCGGAAAAAAUAAAAAACAACAUACACCCUUUUUCCCGCCCCAUAUCCCACCACCCCGAUAUGAUGUCUCCAAAGAGCUGGGUGGCAUCACUCCUUAUGAAUGUUACCCUCAGUCUCCCUUAAGCAAUAUGUCCUUGAUAAUAUAUGUUAAUGAAAAGGCCAUAAGUAUGGAAAGAGAGAUCUUUUACCUGAUAAGAAAGGACACUUUUAGUGCUGGCCUACUAAAAUGUAUAACAGCAAGAGUAAAGAGUCGCCCUUGAAAUAGAAAGUUUAAAGAUGAUGGUGUCUCAUAUGAAAUGACAUGAAUGGCAGAGAUAAUCUCUUAAAGAGGUUUGCAUCUUGUAACACAGACGCUGAGCAGGGUAAUGCUUACUCCUGCCCAUCGCUGACUACGAUGGUCGAUAAGUGCCUUUUGUAUUUGAUCACCUGAAUGGAAGUUUUAAAAGGUAGAUGGCAAAACUUUAAAUCAACCAAAUCUUAUAAGAGUGCCAUAGUCUUAGAAACACCACCAAGAGUACUAACAUUAGCAGUUAAGAGCUCCACUGUUGAUUCCUAACAAAGUCAAAGGUUUGAUCUUGAGUGGUCUCAUUGCUCCAAUGCACAGAUUGAAGAAAAUACUGAGGUUUAAGGGCCUGAAGUCAUCAGAGUAAUUUUAUUUGUUUUAAGCCACAAGUCUUCGGGCAAAAUUUAUGUAAUUUCUAUGUUCAAGUUUCAGUGUUUUGUGUCAAUGAAAGUCUUCCUUAGAGAAUUAUUUCUGCUUUCUUGCGACAUCUGUAUUCCACCAACAUCUUACAAUUUCAAAAGUGACUGAAAGCUGAAGGUUCCCCUAUGUUAGGCUAAGUAAAGGGUAAUCAUUUGUUUAGUAGAUCCCUAAAAAAUAUCCUAAUGAUUAAAUAUUUAAUCGCAGUUGCAACUAUUUGGGAAUAGCAAAUAUACUAAAAGAAUUAAAAGACAAAAAACUAUAAAACUUAAAAGAAAGAAACAAAUAUUUUAGUUUCUUAUUAAAACAAACUUGUAACUUGAAUGGAUCCACAUCCUGUCUGGGAAGGAAAAUAUCUCUAAACAAUUGGUUUACAAAGAUUUGGUUUACUUGAGUUCUUUAGCUCCAGAAACAAAUGGUCUUGUAUUUUUGUACUUCUUUCUAGACGUACAUUGUCACAUUUAAUAAAUGCUGGAAACAUGAUGAAAGAAGUGAAUCCCAGGGACAUACUGACAUUGAAUCCUGCCCAAAAUGUGAGGAAUCCAAAGAGAAAUCCCAUUUCAUUGGCAGUCUUUGCUGUGAAUUUACUAUUUAUCUAUGGUACUAGUAAAAGUGUGAUUAUGAAAAUGUUUAAAACGAGGUCUCUAAACUAGAAAAAAGAAGAAAAAAAGAAAAGUUUUCCUAUCAGUUCCUGGAAACACUUGAUAUAUUUUUGUCAAAAUUGUCGCUCUGUUGAAACAGUAAGUAAACAAGUAAACUGUACUGAUAGAUAUCUCUCCAAGUAUUGGGCCUGUUAUUUAACAUGAAAAAGAAUUAAUCUCAAAAUUCGAAAUUCAAUGCUAAAAUACUACAACUUUCAAAAUUCAAAUGGCUGAUGUUCAAGACUGCUGAAAUAUAUUUUCUAAUGAAAGGUGUGAGCUCUAUGUGAGGCUGAUCUUUUCAUUAUGUUUCUGCUGGACAGUAUCAUAGUAUUAAACAAAGUACAGUACCUGCUAGAUUGCAGUUAUCUAUUAAAAAAAAAACAUUUGUUUUUGUUUGUUUCUCUGUGAUCGCACAUUGACAAUAAUGAAGAACGAAGUGGUUCUGUUUUGUGAAUUAGUGCACUUUAAAAAUGUCUUUAUGGUGCAUUAAUGCAAAGAUGCAGUUAAUACUCAGCAUAAUUACUGAAUAAGUUUCUGUGUCUAUUAUAAUUUUUUUCUUAAUUCAAAAGUCAGAUCAAAAGUUUGAUGGGAGUUUUUUACAUGAUCAAAGUGUAUCUGUGUAGGAUUAGCUAAACAGAGACACCAUGUGGAAGUUAAGAGGUACUACAACCUGAUUUCCAGAUCCUACCUCAGUGCAAUAAGAAAUGCACUGCUGGUCAGUGAGACUUUCUAGAAACUGUAUAGAAAUAUAAUUAUGUCUUUUUCUUUAUAAAUUUAAGUGCAGCUAAAAUUAUUUUAGUAAAAUUUUGUUUUAUAUUGGGCAAUAAUUUAUUUUUCUUUUAAAAUGGACAUUUUUUCCUCUAUGCUGUGUGCUGCAACUUUAGCAAAUGACAGGCACUUCCUUCAUCUUUAUUGUUCUUUACAUAAUGCCGGAUUAAAAUGUAUUUAUUGAAUAGUGUAAAAGGUUUUCAUGGUUUGACAAUCAACAUAUUCACCUUGUUAAAAAUACUUCCGACUUAUCCAAAGUUAACUAAAUGCAAAAUUUUGCUACAGUCAACAAGCACUCAAAGAACUACUUAUUUAACAAAUAUGUAUUGGAAAAUUGAAUUACUAGAUUUUAUCUCAGCAUUUAAUUAAAAACACAAACAGUCGGGUUACUGAUAAGCCCCCCCCUUUCCCUUGAGACGAAGGCAUUAUGUAAAUGUGUUGAAUCACUCUGAACACUUUGCUCCAGCACGUUAUAUUUGCUUAUUGCUUUGUUCGAUUGAGCUGAACUUACUUGCAAGGGAAUCAUUGUGCGUCAAGCAUAUAUUUAGUUGUGUAGCAUCUGUCUUUAUGUUUGCUAUUAAUUUUCAUCCUCUUAUUUUAUUUACUCUGCUCUCAAAUUCUGAAAUGUACCCGUGAGGAAAUGUGCAAUAGACAAAAAAGAAAAAAAAGCUUCACCCGUCAGUGAGAGGAAACACAGCGCGAGCAAUGCCGCUACAUCUCCUGGAAGUCUUGUAGAUGUUCUGGGUCAAACUGCCAGUCAUUUCAACAGUGUCAUGAUAAAGUCUAUCCAAACCAGCAGAUACAUAUGGCUGUCAAAGCUUCGGAGAAAUCACCGGACCAAAGCAAUCGUAUGCGACCCCUCAUUCUGUCUGACCUGAAAGCCAGGAUCUCUGCUGUGAUCGGGUUUGUGAAUGAAACAGCAGAAACCCACUGACCCACUCUGUAGUCACAUGACAUCCAUCUGAGAUCUUCUCCACACAUGAAGACGCAUGGGCCCUUCAGGGGGGCCUCCAUGGCCCUGCUCUGAGCUGUCACAUUUGUGCCUGAAUGGAAUUUUUAUAGUUUUUGUUGUGUUUUUUUCUUCCUGUUUGUUUUCCCUUGGGAUUGUGUCCCCUCUUUCUUCCUACCUAGAAUGUCUCUUUUGACAUUUACUGCCCCGCUGUCAAACCCAGACUUUUUUCUGCCGAUCAGCACAGCGAAGGUGACAUUUGGCGCUGUUGGUGUCAGCGGGCUCAGUGACGUCAGCAGAAGACUGUCAGCUGUAAACAAGAGACCUGGGAGAUAAAUCUUCCUUCAGGCCAAUUCACUUCAAUCCAUCAACUUCCAGGAUGUACAGCAAACAAAAAAUCCUUUUUUUCCCCUUUGCUGAGCCCCCAGCUGGCCUUACUGAUCUGCUACAGGUGAAUACAUCACUGUGCACAGGUCAAUAAACACAGUUCUCUACCUUGCUUGGGACCUUUGUCCAUAAAUCCCUUUUUUGAGUAGUUCAGACUGCUCACCCAUGAAUAACUAGUUAGCAAUUAUAAGUAAUGUCCUUUUGGCUAGGCUACCGAGUGUUAAAUGAAAGGAUUGACAUCAUUCUCACGUCUCAUAAUCAGACAAAUAAGAAAGGAUUUUCUUUGUGCAAGCUAACAAACAAGAGAAAAGGUGAUUUUUUUCUGUGUAAAAAAAUAAAAUAUAGCUUGGUAUAAUAAUGAGUCUUGAUGCAUUGAUGCAUUUCUUUGAACUUUGGACUGAGAAUGGUGUCACUUCUCAUCUCACUCAGAAACAUUUAGCAACAUGUCAAGGUUUAGAUUUCCUUUUUUCUUUUUCUUUUUUAUUUUUUGACCUGGUUUAGCUUUUAGUUGAGCAUAUGAUCACAACUACAGCCUCUUAACCCGUUGGAAGUGGAACUUGGGGAGGCCACUUUUCUUUUCUUUCCACCUGCACACCUGAGCUUCUUUGCCCAAGUGAUCAGGCCGCUGAUGAUGAGUCGUUGUGGCGAGGAUAUGAGUUUUUUGUCAUCUUCCUGGAGGCCAGCCGGUUGAGACCGCUCCGCUUUGCCUUCAUCCGGUGUUAUUCCUUGCUCUCAUUUUAUUCUGACAGAAUGGAUGGCGCCUCUGAGGCGUGAAGCACCCUCAGCUUUGGCCAGACUUCUUCUCUGCUCCUCACUUCUCCAUCAUAUUUUGAUAUUCCCACCUCUCCUUCCUUGACAGAGCUGAGCUGCAUGUUCCCAGUAUAAUAAUCUGAAUGUUUGCGUGUCUUAGCAUGAUGAGAUGGAUUGUUUGCAGGUGUACUCAGGAAAGGUUGGAGGUCAAAGUGGAGAGCAGGAUGCAGCGAGACAUAUGGAUUAAUAGAAAGUAGAUGCUUGGAGAGGAGGUGACAGUGAGGUGUUUGAAAGGAGAGGGAAGGCUGCUGGGCACUGUUCCACUCUGAAGCCUAUGAAUCGAGCCCUUUAUAUCAAACUUUUUUGACUCACCCUUCUGUAACGUAAGAGCUUCCAAACCUGAGAUAUUGGGGCGGCAGUGGCUCAGGCGGUAGAGCAGGUUGUCCAAUGAUCGGAAGGUCGGCGGUUUGAUUCCCGCUCCCGCAGUCAUCUGUCGUUGUGUCCUUGGGCAAGACACUUA
Molecule: messenger RNA, 9021 nt
Organism: Melanotaenia boesemani (Boeseman's rainbowfish)
Lineage: Eukaryota; Metazoa; Chordata; Actinopteri; Atheriniformes; Melanotaeniidae
Gene: sh3pxd2aa
Product: SH3 and PX domains 2Aa
Exons: 14
Coding region: 825-4319 (1164 amino acids)
Biological process (GO): superoxide anion generation
Molecular function (GO): superoxide-generating NADPH oxidase activator activity; phosphatidylinositol binding; protein binding
Source: RefSeq, a predicted model, not a curated record